Messenger RNA from Rotaria sordida, 2901 nucleotides. NCBI's taxonomy places the organism in Eukaryota, Metazoa, Rotifera, Eurotatoria, Philodinida, Philodinidae. The record is from the annotation of a GenBank genome assembly.
AUGUAUUCAACUGGAUCUUCUUCUUCGAUUUACGUUGCCAUAGGUGAUUUCAACAGAGACGAUCGUUUAGAUAUUUUCGUCAUCAAUAAUGACACGAGCAGCAUAGAUAUCUUACUUGGAUAUGACGAGUUUUUUCCAAAUCAAACUCAAUAUGCAACUGGCACUUCGUCGGUCUUUGUAGCUAUUGGUGAUUUUAAUAAUGACAUCGUACUAGACAUCGUCGUUACCAAUUAUGAUGAAAACACUGUAAGCAUCCUUCUCGGAUAUAGCAAUGGAUCUUUUGCAGAACAAGUAAAAUAUUUCACUGGCACCAAACCAUAUUGUGUAGCUGUUGGUGAUUUUAAUAACGACGCCCAACUGGAUAUUACUGUCAGUAAUUAUCGGAGUCACAAUAUAAGUGUAUUUCUCGGAUAUGGAAAUGGCUCUUUUGCAAAUCAAACGACAUAUUCUACCGGUACUUAUCCGUAUGGUUUAGCUGUCAAUGAUUUUAACAACGACACUCGACUGGAUAUUGUCGUCACUAGUUAUGCUGACAAUACUGUAAGCGUACUUCUCGGUUAUGGCAAUGGUUCUUUUGCAAAUCGAAUGGCAUAUUCAGCUGGCAUUACUCCAUUCGAUGUAGCUGUUGGUGACUUUAACAACGACACUCUAUUGGACAUUGUCGUCACUAAUUCUGAUAGCAACACUGUAAGUGUACUUCUAGGAUAUGGUAACGGCUCUUUUGCAAAUCGAGUAGCAUAUUCAACUGGCACUAAUCCAGUAUUUGUAGCUGUGGCUGAUUUUAACAAUGAUUCCUAUUUAGAUAUCGCCGUCACUAAUUUGGAUGACAAUACGAUAAGUGUACUUCUCGGAUAUGGUGAUGGGUCUUUUGCAAUGCAAAUGACAUUUUCAACUGGCGACUUGCCAUUCGGUUUAGCUGUCGGCAAUUUCAAUAACGACACCCGACUAGAUAUUAUUGUAAGUAAUUCUGGAAAUAAUACCAUAGGUCUAUUCGUUGGAUAUGGUAAUGGCUCCUUUGCAAGUCAAAAGACAUAUUCCACCGGUGCUUAUCCAUUCGGUUUAGCUGUCAGUGACUUUAACAACGAUACUCGAUCGGAUAUCGCCGUCACUAAUUAUAAUGAUAACACUGUUGGUGUUCUGCUCCGUUAUGACAGAGGAGCUAUGAAAAACGAAAUUACAUUUACUCCCAGUGCUGCUGCUCAUUUGGCAUGCAUUGCCAUUUCUGAUUUCAAUAACGAUAGUCUAUUGGAUAUUGUCGUUGCUAAUUAUGGUAGUAAUAACCUAGGUGUCAGUCUUGGAUAUGGAAAUGGCACCUUUGGAAAUGAAAUGGUAUUCUCAACAGGAUUAAAAUCUUAUCCUUACUCAAUUGCAAUUAAUGACUUCAAUAAAGACGGUCAAGUGGAUAUUGCAGUAGUCAAUCGUGGUACUAAAAGUCUUAGUACAUUUCUGGGAAAGGGGAACGGAACGUUUGAAAAUCAAGCAAAUUAUAGCACUAGUUUCGAUUUUGCUCCAUUGGCUGUUGGUGUUGGUGAUUUCAAUAGCGAUGGACAUUCGGAAAUUGUUGUUGCAUAUGAUGAUACUGAUAAUUUGGAUGUAUUUGUUAUAUAUGACAUCGGAGAUUUUUCUCAUCGAACGACAUAUUCAACUGACCCUUGGCCAAGCUCUGUUGUCUUUGGUGAUUUUAAUAACGAUACUCGACUGGAUAUGGUUGUCAGUACUAAGAAUUACAAUAAUGUAAUUGUAUAUCUUGGAUAUGGUAAUGGCUCUUUUGCAGAUCGAAUGACAUAUUCAGUUGGCAAUUACCCAAACUCUGCAGCUGUUGGUGAUUUUAAUAACGACGACCGACCGGAUAUCAUCGUCACUAAUUAUGUGGACAACACUGUAAGUGUACUUCUUGGAUAUGGUAAUGGCUCGUUUGCAACACAUAAGACAUCUUCAGCUGGCUAUUAUCUAGUUGGUGUAGCGAUUGGCGAUUUUAACAACGACAGCCGACUGGAUAUCGUCACUGCUAAUAUUGAUACAAAUUCGGUAGCUGUACUUCUGGGAUAUGGCAAUGGCUCUUUUGCAAGUCAAGAGUAUUAUUCAACUGACUCUUGGUCAUUCUCUGUAGCUGUAGGUGAUUUUAACAAUGAUACCCGACUGGAUAUUGUCGUCGCUAAUUUUGAUAGUGCGUCUAUAAGUAUACUUCUAGGAUAUGGCAAUGGCUUCUUUGCAAAACAAGUGAAAUACUCCACUGGUACUGCACCAAUAUGGAUAGUUGUCAGUGAUGUUAACAACGACAACCGACUAGAUGUCGUCGUCACUAAUCGUGACGACAACACUGUAAGUGUACUUCUCGGACAUGGUAAUGGCUCUUUUGCAAGUCAAACAACAUAUUCAACUGAUAUUGGGCCACUCUACGUAGAUGUUGGUGAUUUAAAUAAUGAUACUCGACUAGACAUUGUUACUGCUAAUUAUCAUGACAACACUGUAAGUGUGCUUCUAGGAUAUGGCAAUGGCUUUUUUGCAAAUCAAACGACAUAUUCAAUUGGCACUACUCCAAUAUGUGUAGCUCUUGCUGAUUUGAAUAAUGACGGCCGACUGGAUAUCGUCUCCCCUAAUGAUUUCAGUAGAAGUGUAAGUGUACUGCUAGGGUAUUCCAAUCAAGCUUUUGUAAAACAAACGACACUCAUAACUGGCAAUGGAUCUCGACCAAUGUCAUUCGCUACUGGGGAUUUUAACAGUGAUAAUAAACUGGAUAUAGCAGUCGCGAAUUCAGGUGCUAACACCAUGGGCGUUUUUUUUGGGAUAUGGCAAUGGCUCCUUCGCAAAUCAAAUAGCAUUUUCAACUGGCUCUACUCCAAUAUCUAUUGCUAUUGGCGAUUUCAACAACGAUACCAUAUUGGAUAUCGUCGUUGCUAA